AAAGCUGUCAAAUACAAAGCAAUAUACUUAAUAGUUAUUGAUAAUAAAAAAUAUGUCAUUUUCUAUAUAUAUUUUGAAAGUAUACAGUAUUAAUCAUGAGAAAUAGUUAUAUUAUAUAAAUAUAAACGAAAUACAAUGACAUGAGGUUAUGAUACAAGUUUAAUUCAUAGUGACUUGAAAUAUAUUUUGAUAAUUUAUUAUUUUUUUAAAUAAUAAAUAUUGAAAUAUGGCUCGUUCUUCGGUAUCAGCACAAUGUGAUUUAAUUGCAUCAUAUAUGGAUGGAGUUCAUGUUAAAAUUGCAGAAGCCUAUAAACCUCCAAGAAAAAUAUGUUUACCAGCUGCAUAUAAUAAUAAGUUACCAGACAUAUCGAAAUUAAGUUAUGACUUCAAUUUGGAAAAAUCAGUACUUGAAAAGAUGACAGAAUGGCGUAAUGUUAGACAAGCAAAUAGCAAAGCACGGCAUGCACGAUUAGAUGAGAAAAGAAAGAAACAAAAAAAUGAAUUUUCACCUCCACCACCACCUCCUUUGCCUGAUAUUACAAAGCCUAUAAAUGCACCUGUGCCUGAAACAACAAUUCUUACUCCACAGCCUUUAUCUCCACCUGCAAAUGAUCUUCAAGAUCAUAUAAAAGUAAAUGGUCUUGAUUUUGCUGAUUUUGAUAAUGAUACAAGCAGUCCAUUUGAUAAUUUGGAAUUAAAAACAAUUAAUGAAAUGGAAGAACUUGCUCAGGUAUUACAACCUACAUCUCAAUGGAUGCCAUCAGCAAAAUUAGAAAAUUUGUUAAAUGAUUUAACAAUUAAUAAUGAAUCAAAGUCUCACAUACAAGAAAAAAAUGAUGUCAAGAAUGAAAUAACUGAUCAAGAUGAAAUUAAUGAACAAGAAAAUAUGAAGCAUCGUAGUGUAUCUGCAAUUGUACAAGAACUUCAAAGAGAUUUAAAAAGACCUCAUAUGGAAGAUUGGAAGCCUUGGCCAAAUUUAGAAAAUCCUGACACUAGUAGUCAUGAUACAUUAAAGCAAGAAAAAGUAAUGGUAACAAAUCAAGUUGCUCUUAUGAAUCUAUUAUUAGAUUUGACAGAGGAAGAUAAAAAAUUGGCUCGGCAUUUGAACGAUAUGGGAUUUCCUUUAUCGAGAGCUGCUCGUGCUAUACGCGAUUUAGGUGGUCAAGAUAAUAAAAAAAUUGUAGAAUACUUAUUAGCUGUUCAAGCUUUAGAAGAAAUGGGAAUUUCUGGAGAAGAUGCUGAGAAAGCUCUUGCCCUUACAGAAUAUAAUCAAGAGAAAGCCAAAGUGUAUUAUGAAAAUUUAUGUAUUUUAAGAGAUUUAGGGUUUCCAGAAGAAAAGGCAUCCGUUGCACUUUUAAAAUGUAAUAUUGAUCGCGAUAGAGCUUUAGAUUUUCUUAUAACUUAAAUUUAGAAUUAUAUAAAAAAUAAUUGUUAAAAUUUUUUACAAAAAGAAUAAAUUUACUUAACAUGUAAAAAAA
Molecule: messenger RNA, 1478 nt
Organism: Apis cerana (Asiatic honeybee)
Lineage: Eukaryota; Metazoa; Arthropoda; Insecta; Hymenoptera; Apidae
Biological process (GO): ubiquitin-dependent protein catabolic process via the multivesicular body sorting pathway
Cellular component (GO): ESCRT I complex
Molecular function (GO): ubiquitin binding
Source: RefSeq, a predicted model, not a curated record